This is a messenger RNA of Closterium sp. Naga37s-1, 925 nucleotides long. The record is from the annotation of a GenBank genome assembly. Lineage: Eukaryota; Viridiplantae; Streptophyta; Zygnematophyceae; Desmidiales; Closteriaceae.
AUGAUCACCUCCAUGAGUUUCGCAACACACCAGACAACGUUCCAGGUUGACAGCGUCACACGGCUCUCCCACUUGACAAAGCUGGAGAUACAGGACCUUACGUACCCACCAGAAGGCACGCUCUACAACAUCACUUGGCUCAAGUCUCUGUCGUUGGCAUGUUCCAGGAAUGAGGCGUACAGCAUCCCUGCUGAGAUAGGCAACCUCACUCAGUUGACCCAGCUGAGAAUACCAAACUGUCCCUUUGGGGAUGAGAUUGCCACAGUGAGUCAGCUCACCACCCUUGUGGAUCUGGAGCUUCUGGCAAACAGAAUCCAUGCGAUGUGGACCCUUACACAGAACAGCUUCCCUACACUCAUGAACCUGGAUCUGCGGUCCAACUUAAUCUCACUAAACACCAUCGCUUACUUGCAAAACCUGACAGCCCUCACAUCUCUGGAUUUAUCAUCGAAUCAGCUGAGUGGUGAUGGCCUAGCACAGGGGAAUCUGAGCCUGCCCAACUUACAGUACCUGAACCUCUCCAACAACCAACUGACCGGAGGCAUUCCUGAUUCAUUUCCAACCAUGACGUCCUUGGUCAGCCUGAACUUGAGCUUUAACUAUAUGGAAGGGACGAUCCCACCAUCGCUUGGACGCUGUAAUAGCCUUGCAACGCUAGCCACCAACGGCACGAGUCUCACAUGCCCUGACAGCUACACCAGCUGCGGUGUGCCUCAGAAUGCGUCCUCUGCCUUCUGCCACACCUGCCCUGACUUCUGUGCCACAUGUGGCAAAUCCAAACCGACAGCAAUGGCGGCAGCUGACACACCAAAAUCAGGCUUGUCUACAGCCGCUAUUGUUGCCAUAAUUACUGCUGUUGCUGCUGCUCUGGCCGUCGCUGUCCUGCUUUUCUUCUACUGCUGGUUCAAUUCGAGGCGACCGAAAG